Molecule: messenger RNA, 9550 nt
Organism: Hemibagrus wyckioides
Lineage: Eukaryota; Metazoa; Chordata; Actinopteri; Siluriformes; Bagridae
Product: mucin-2-like
Exons: 43
Coding region: 57-9065 (3002 amino acids)
Cellular component (GO): extracellular matrix
Molecular function (GO): protein binding
Source: RefSeq, a predicted model, not a curated record
GCAGAAAGGAAUCCUUCACACACUUAAUUCAUGUUUGGUAGGUACAGUGUCCAAACAUGGCUCAGCACAAGAUACUAUUAGGGAUUUUAGUUUUUAUCACAGGUCAUCUUGUCUCAGUCUCAACCAAAAGCCCACAUGUGUGCAAGACCUUUGGCAGUGGAGUCAUAAAGAAUUUCAAUAUGGAUAUGUUCCAUGUGAAAACCACAUGUGCUGUAACACUGACACACUUCUCAUAUAAGGGAGUCGAGUGUUUUAUCUCUGUGCAACGUAAUCAAAUUGGCUUCAUGACGAAAGUAAAGAUUUUGGUGAAUAACAUUGCUACUGUCAUUGAGGAUGGCAUCCUCACCGUGGAAGAAAAGAGAGCCUCUUUGCCCUAUGAAAACACCUAUCUGAGUGUGUAUUCAUUUGGCAUUUAUACCAGGCUUAGCUGCAAAGUUCUGCCACUUUCUGUCACAUGGUACAGUUUACCUGAAGGUGUCACUUCACUUUCGGUGGAACUGGACAUGGACUUAAUCCCUGGGAUGACUGGGAAAUGUGGGAGUAUGGAUAGUUCAAAAGCACAGCCCCUUGUUGAGAAUAUCCAACGUGAUAAACAAUGUUUGUUGGAAGAUUCCAUUACGGCACAUGAUAAUGGGAUUUGUCAGCGAUUUGAAAGUACUGCCAGAGAAUGUAUUGAUUUGGAUAAUUUUGUAACUCUCUGCCAACAAAAUAUGCACAAGGCACAUAUGUUACUACAAUGUGAUUUCUAUGAUGAGUUCCUUCGCCCCUGUGAGGAGGAAAACAUAAAAGCAACAAUCCCAUCAAUAACUUCAUGUGAGCCGUAUCGCUGUCCUGGAGAUUUGGAAUAUAAGGAUAAUGAUGUUGCUUUUCCUCCCACCUGCUCCAACCCCAAGCCUCAGACAGAAUUCAAAACCAGGACUUGCCUUCCUAAAGAUGGUUUGGUCCUGAACGAUCUAGCUGAAGGCUACCUCAGUAUUAAUGUGGAGAACUGUUCUUGUGUGUACAAGGAAAAAACUUAUAAUCCAGGUGAAAGCCGCAGCAGAAAGUGCCAGAAUUGUAAAUGCACUAAAGGAAAAUGGAGCUGUUCAGAAAACACCUGUGAGACUCCGUGUUCCAUUGAAGGCUGGUUUGUCAAAACUUUUGAUGGUAAAGAAUAUUCCCUUCCUGGAAAAUGUUCUUAUGUGGCUGCAAGUGGACUCAAUUGGACUGUGACGAUCACGAUUUCUGAUAUGAGAAUAGGAAAACUGAACCUUACAGUGUUUCAGGAACGUUACAUCUUCUCAUUAGACAGCGUACAACUAGGGGAAAAUGCCACUGUCACAGAUUUUUACCAGACUGAAAAUGUCACAGUCUACUGGCAGUCUUCGAUGUUUGUUAUGGUCCAGACGACUUUUGGAAUGAAGAUGCAAGUCCAAGUUUUUCCUGAAGUUCAAAUGUACUUGUAUUUACCUCAGAGUGUUACAUCCUCAGGUCUGUGUGGAUCAAAAAACAACAACACAAUAGAUGACUUCACUACAAGCAGUGGUAUUGUGGAAAAUUCAGCUCAGUCUUUUGCCCACUCAUGGUCACAGGGGAACUGCGACGCAGAUAUUCCCAAAGAAUGCAGCAACACUGACAAUAUGGUAUUUGCUGAACAUAAGUGCAGCCAGCUGACAAACAAAACUGGUGUGUUUGCCCAGUGCCAUGAAUACGUGCCCGUUAACUCUUAUUACCUGGCCUGCAUUCAGAGAACCUGCCAAGCUACCUCUGACUUAAAGGAGCGUGUGUGUGUUGGCCUGGGAAACUACGCUAAAGUCUGCGCCAGUCAGGGCAUCAUCAUUGGUGACUGGAGAGCAGAAACAGGCUGCACUCCUCUUUGUAAAGGUAAUCUGAAGUUUGAUUACACCAUGCAGGCAUGUAAUCGUACAUGCCGCUCAUUGUCUGCUCGUGACCCGACCUGUGACAUAUCAAAUGACCCAGUGGAGGGCUGCGGAUGCCCAUCUGGCACCCACCUCAACACACCACUCAUGUGCAGCUCUCUUGACCAAUGCAACUGCAACUACCCAGGUGGAUCAAAGCCUCCAGGGCCUGUGGUUAUUGAUGGACGCAAUUGCAUGUGUGCAAAUGGAAAACUUCAGUGUUCGGACGCUUGUGACUGUCCACAAGGACAAAUAUGUGUCCAUUGUGCUCAAGCACCAGAAAAAACUGCACAAAGGACAUGUGAAAGCCUGAGCAAGCCAACUAGUUCUGAUGAGAGCUGUAUCAGCGGCUGUUACUGUCCCGAAGGCCAGUAUGCAGACCAUAAUGACAAAUGUGUGACUCAGGAGAAUUGCACAUGUAAAUACAGUGGGGUGAUUUAUCCAUCUGGGAAGACUGUGGAGUCAAACUGUAAAACAUGCACUUGCAGAGGAGGCCAUUGGGACUGUGAAGGUGACCCAUGCCCAGGAGUGUGUGAAGUGUUUGGCAAUGGACAAUAUAAGACCUUUGAUUCCAAAUGGUAUCGAUUUGAUGGUCACUGUCAGUACACUCUGGUUGAAGAUAAAGACCCUAAUGGGCUGUUUUCCAUUAAAGCAGAGAGUGUGCCUUGCUGUGAUAAUGCUCUAACGUGUUCCCGGGCCAUUUCAGUGAAACUCAAGAAUGAAGUGACUCUAAUCCUUCGUGAUAUGAAUGUAACUGAAAAUCUCAAUGAAGGGUUGAACUUCAGUUCUCCUUCACUGUACUCUGUCCACACUGUGGGCCUGUACAUCAUUAUCUCUGUGACAGAACUGGACUUCACCAUUAUUUGGGACAAGCAAACCAGAUUAAAAAUUGAGUUGCAGCCCAGAUGGAAUGGUAAAGUGCGUGGACUGUGCGGUGAUUUUGAUGGGCAAUUAAUAAAUGACCUGAUGACGAGCAGCUCCACUGUAGUGUUCAGCACACUGGAGUUUGGGAACAGCUGGAAGACAGCUGGGCCUCCCUGUUCGGAUGUGACCCAGGAACUGUUUCCCUGUGAACAUCACUCAUACUGUGCUGCUUGGGCAGAGAGACGAUGCAUGAUUCUACGCAGUGACACAUUUAAAGCCUGCCAUCUAAAGGUUGAUCCAGCACCUUAUUAUCAGGCCUGUGUUCUGGAGUCAUGCUCCUGUGAUUUUGAGGGCAAAUUCCUGGGAUUCUGCACAGCUGUGGCAACAUAUGCUGAUGCCUGUACAAACCAAAAUGUUUGUAUCAAAUGGAGGACUCCUGACCUGUGCCCUAUCUAUUGUGACUAUUAUAAUGAAGAGGGUCAGUGCAGCUGGCAUUAUGAAGCUUGUCCUCAACGAACAAACUACACUUGUGGGAAAAACAACAAAUUCUCUGGAAAACUUGAAGGUUGUUACCCAUGGUGCCCAGAUGACAAUCCAUAUUAUGAUGAGAACAGAAAAAAAUGUUCCAGUUUGAAUAAUUGCACCUGUUAUUUCAACAACACUGUGAUUGAUCCGGGCACUAGAGUGACUACACCCGGUGAAUGCUGUGAGUGUACUCAUGGCCAAAUGAUUUGUGAGAGGUGCAUAACCACAACUACAACCACAACUACUAGAACCACAACUCCAACCACAACCAGAAGCACAAGUAGGACAACAACUGGAACCACAACUCCAACCACAACCAGAAGCACAAGUAGGACAACUACAACCACAACUACUGGAACCACAACUCCAUCCACAACCAGAAGCACAAGUAGGACAACUCCAACCACAACUACUGGAACCACAACUCCAUCCACAACCAGAAGCACAAGUAGGACAACUCCAACCACAACUACUGGAACCACAACUCCAACCAGAAGCACAAGUAGGACAACUCCAACCACAACUACUGGAACCACAACUCCAUCCACAACCAGAAGCACAAGUAGGACAACUCCAACCACAACUACUGGAACCACAACUCCAACCACAACCAGAAGCACAAGUAGGACAACUCCAACCACAACUACUGGAACCACAACUCCAUUCACAACCAGAAGCACAAGUAGGACAACAACUGGAACCACAACUCCAACCACAACCAGAAGCACAAGUAGGACAACUCCAACCACAACUACUGGAACCACAACUCCAACCACAACCAGAAGCACAAGUAGAACAACUCCAACCACAACUACUGGAACCACAACUCCAACCAGAAGCACAAGUAGGACAACUCCAACCACAACUACUGGAACCACAACUCCAACCAGAAGCACAAGUAGGACAACUCCAACCACAACUACUGGAACCACAACUCCAACCACAACCAGAAGCACAAGUAGGACAACUCCAACCACAACUACUGGAACCACAACUCCAUCCACAACCAGAAGCACAAGUAGGACAACUACAACCACAACUUCUGGAACCACAACUCCAUCCACAAUCAGAAGCACAAGUAGGACAACUACAACCACAACUACUGGAACCACAACUCCAUCCACAAUCAGAAGCACAAGUAGGACAACUCCAACCACAACUCCAACCACAACCAGAAGCACAAGUAGGACAACUCCAACCACAACUACUGGAACCACAACUCCAACCACAACCAGAAGCACAAGUAGGACAACUCCAACCACAACUACUGGAACCACAACUCCAUUCACAACCAGAAGCACAAGUAGGACAACUCCAACCACAACUACUGGAACCACAACUCCAUCCACAACCAGAAGCACAAGUAGGACAACUCCAACCACAACUACUGGAACCACAACUCCAUCCACAACCAGAAGCACAAGUAGGACAACUCCAACCACAACUACUGGAACCACAACUCCAACCACAACCAGAAGCACAAGUAGGACAACUACAACCACAACUACUGGAACCACAACUCCAACCACAACCAGAAGCACAAGUAGGACAACUCCAACCACAACUACUGGAACCACAACUCCAUCCACAACCAGAAGCACAAGUAGGACAACUCCAACCACAACUACUGGAACCACAACUCCAACCACAACCAGAAGCACAAGUAGGACAACUCCAACCACAACUACUGGAACCACAACUCCAUUCACAACCAGAAGCACAAGUAGGACAACUCCAACCACAACUACUGGAACCACAACUCCAUCCACAACCAGAAGCACAAGUAGGACAACUCCAACCACAACUACUGGAACCACAACUCCAACCACAACCAGAAGCACAAGUAGGACAACUCCAACCACAACUACUGGAACCACAACUCCAUCCACAACCAGAAGCACAAGUAGGACAACUACAACCACAACUACUGGAACCACAACUCCAUCCACAAUCAGAAGCACAAGUAGGACAACUACAACCACAACUACUGGAACCACAACUCCAUCCACAAUCAGAAGCACAAGUAGGACAACUCCAACCACAACUACUGGAACCACAACUCCAUCCACAAUCAGAAGCACAAGUAGGACAACUCCAACCACAACUACUGGAACCACAACUCCAUUCACAACCAGAAGCACAAGUAGGACAACUCCAACCACAACUACUGGAACCACAACUCCAUCCACAACCAGAAGCACAAGUAGGACAACUCCAACCACAACUACUGGAACCACAACUCCAUUCACAACCAGAAGCACAAGUAGGACAACUCCAACCACAACUACUGGAACCACAACUCCAACCACAACCAGAAGCACAAGUAGGACAACUCCAACCACAACUACUGGAACCACAACUCCAUCCACAACCAGAAGCACAAGUAGGACAACUACAACCACAACUACUGGAACCACAACUCCAUCCACAAUCAGAAGCACAAGUAGGACAACUCCAACCACAACUACUGGAACCACAACUCCAUCCACAAUCAGAAGCACAAGUAGGACAACUCCAACCACAACUACUGGAACCACAACUCCAUUCACAACCAGAAGCACAAGUAGGACAACUCCAACCACAACUACUGGAACCACAACUCCAUCCACAACCAGAAGCACAAGUAGGACAACUCCAACCACAACUACUGGAACCACAACUCCAUUCACAACCAGAAGCACAAGUAGGACAACUCCAACCACAACUACUGGAACCACAACUCCAUCCACAACCAGAAGCACAAGUAGGACAACUCCAACCACAACUACUGGAACCACAACUCCAACCACAACCAGAAGCACAAGUAGGACAACUACAACCACAACUACUGGAACCACAACUCCAUCCACAACCAGAAGCACAAGUAGGACAACUACAACCACAACUACUGGAACCACAACUCCAUCCACAAUCAGAAGCACAAGUAGGACAAUUCCAACCACAACUACUGGAACCACAACUCCAUUCACAACCAGAAGCACAAGUAGGACAACUCCAACCACAACUACUGGAACCACAACUCCAUCCACAACCAGAAGCACAAGUAGGACAACUCCAACCACAACUACUGGAACCACAACUCCAACCACAACCAGAAGCACAAGUAGGACAAUUCCAACCACAACUACUGGAACCACAACUCCAUUCACAACCAGAAGCACAAGUAGGACAACUCCAACCACAACUACUGGAACCACAACUCCAUCCACAACCAGAAGCACAAGUAGGACAACUCCAACCACAACUACUGGAACCACAACUCCAUUCACAACCAGAAGCACAAGUAGGACAACUCCAACCACAACUACUGGAACCACAACUCCAUCCACAACCAGAAGCACAAGUAGGACAACUCCAACCACAACUACUGGAACCACAACUCCAACCACAACCAGAAGCACAAGUAGGACAACUCCAACCACAACUACUGGAACCACAACUCCAUCCACAACCAGAAGCACAAGUAGGACAACUACAACCACAACUACUGGAACCACAACUCCAUCCACAACCAGAAGCACAAGUAGGACAACUCCAACCACAACUACUGGAACCACAACUCCAACCACAACCAGAAGCACAAGUAGGACAACUCCAACCACAACUACUCGAACCACAACUCCAACCACAACCGGAAGCACAAGUAGGACAACUACAACCACAACUCCAACCACAGCCAGAAGCACAAGUAUGACAACUACAACCACAACUACUCGAACCUCAACUCCAUCCAUAACUGGAAGCACAAGUAGGACAACUAGAACCACAACUCCAACCACAACCAGAAGCACAAGUAUGACAACUACAACCACAACUACUCCAACCACAACUCCAACCACAACCACAACCACAACUGGAAGUACAGGAACCACAACUCCAGAAACACUAAUUAUAAAAACUCACUCAAUAGUCACCCCCUCAAAGGAACCUCAAGUGGUAAAUAUGACUACUCCCACAGUUUGUCUAUAUAAUAACAAAUCAUGGGAAAAUGGUGAUCAAUGGAUUGAGGGCUGCUACAAUUAUACUUGUGAAAUGGGUCGUAUCACUGUGACACCUGUGAUAUGUCCAACUCUGGUUAAGCCAGUGUGCCCCAGAGGAACUGAAACAUUGGUAAUGGAUAAGCAAGGCUGUUGUAAAAGCUGGCAAUGUGUCUGUCAAUGUGAUGUCUAUGGAGACCCGCAUUAUACUACCUUUGAUGGGAUACACUUUAAUUUCCUAGAAAACUGUACAUAUAUUUUGGUGGAGGAAAGGACUCCACAUCACCAUCUUAGAAUCAGUGUUGACAAUUAUUACUGUGAGCCAUUUGCUUCUUGUGCCAAGGGUGUCAUUGUGAAGUACCGUAACAGCACAGCAAAACUUGAAGUUGCUAACAAAAUAGUAGAAGUUACUCUGAAUAAUGCAAAAAUCAUCCCACCUUAUGAAGCAGAUGGACUUAGGUUUGAGAAUAUAAAUAACAAGGUGUGCAUUCACAUUAAAGAGAUUCGCUCAAACAUUUCUCUCACUUCAAAAAAUACACUCCAAGUCAAUCUAGGAAUGGAGCAUUUCCUUAAUAACACACAGGGACAAUGUGGUGUUUGUGGAGGUUCCUCAUGCAUGCGUAGGAAUGGUUCAGUUGAGAGUGUGAACUGCUGCGAUAAGACUGCAUAUGAGUGGAUAGAGGAUGAUCCACAGAAACCUUACUGUAAGCAGGCCCCUCGGGUUGUCCCCUGUUCUCCACAAGUUACUAAAGUACCACCGUGCCACGCACCUCUUUGUGAGGUUCUCAGACAUAAAGUGUUUAAUAACUGCAAUUCGGACAUUGUGGAGACCCUAGUGAGUAACUGCAAGUUUGAUUACUGUGUGGCCAAAAACAAUGAAACUGUGUGCUCCCCACUAGAGCAUCUAGCAGAUCACUGCAAUAAGAAGGGCUUCUGUGUACCCUGGAGAAAUCUCACCAAUGGCAUUUGUGACAUUACUUGUCCUAAAGGAAUGAUUUUUGAUGAAUGCCGGAGAACUCCAGUUGACGUCUGUUAUGGCAGUAUGCGCGUUCCCGGGAAAGUUUUGGAUACAACAAUGUCUGGCUGUUUCUGCCCAGACAAUCAGCUACUUGCUGACCAAUACAAACCGAUCUGUGUAUCUACAUGCACCAACUGUAAAGACCCACUGGGAUCACCCAUGCCGACUGGGGCAAUAUGGGAGUCAAAUUGUCACAUGUGCACAUGCAAUAAUCAGACUCUGACAGAAGAAUGCUGGCCAAAACCUCCACGUCCAACUCCCAUAUGCGGUCCUGGCUUUGCUCUCAUCCCUGACUGCUGCAACAAUUCAAUAUGCGUUGAGAAGACUUGUGAAUACAAUAGAACAACAUAUAAGGUGGGUAAAACAUGGAGGGACCCCAUGAAACCCUGUCUAACAUAUCGCUGUACAAGUGAAGGCACUGAAAUAGAGCAGACUGUGUGUCCAGAACAGAUUUGUCCUGAGGAACUCAGAGUUUGGGAUGAGCAUCAAUGCUGCUAUUCAUGCAACACAACGUGUGGAGUCAGAUUGUCCAGAAUGACUUUUGAGAACUGCACCCAGGAGUUAAUGCUGCCCACCUGUGAAGGCAACUGUACAUCAGGCUCCCUGUGGGUAAGGUCUGGGAAUGAUUUGCAGCAUAAUCAGUCCUGCUGCAGAGAGAAAGACUAUGAGAUGAAAACGAUUCAUCUGGAUUGCAGUGGAGCUGCAGUUACAGAAUACACCUACAAACACAUCAGUAGGUGUGAGUGUCAGCAUGAAAACCUGCAACCUGAAAAAAAACCCUGAAAGAUUAGCAGCGCCACCAUAAUGGUCAUAUAACCUGGUGUUUACAAUUACAGUUAUACAUAUACCUGUGGUGUAAUUUGAUUUGCAUGACUUGUUUUUUUUUUUAAUGAUCAGUGCAUGGUGAUUGUGGGUUUGAGUACAUUUUCCUCUUUUUUUGGCAAUAUCUUGUGUUUUCUGCAUUCUACUGUGAAUGUUCAGUGCCAAAAACCAACAUGGAUUCCUUGUGAGAUUUUAGAUUUCUUUCAUUACAUUUUCCAAGUCCAGGAUUAAACAGUAAAAUCGAAGAAUAUCAAGUCUAAAUGGAAAUGUAAUAUUGUUAUCAAAAGUCCUUGACUAUUUGCUUUUUUCUUUCUUUUCAAGAAUAUGGGUAAAUAAUCAUCUAUAUCCCCUUAAUGACGUAUUUAUACGAUAUAAUCAGUAAAUAAAGAUAUGCAAAGUAUUGUGUGCUUAUUUCAUUUUCUGUUCGACAUUUUAAAAUAUAUAUG